This is a messenger RNA of Malus domestica (apple), 1416 nucleotides long. Its product is annotated as putative uridine kinase C227.14. Gene Ontology annotation, molecular function: ATP binding; kinase activity. Lineage: Eukaryota; Viridiplantae; Streptophyta; Magnoliopsida; Rosales; Rosaceae. The record is from RefSeq and is a predicted model, not a curated record. Gene Ontology annotation, cellular component: cytoplasm.
UGCAAGUGUAACUCAAACAUCCGAAAUCCAUCUGGAAAACAAGACAGGUUUCUCCGACCCGACCUCCUCAACUCCGUAUUCUCAAACUCUCUCUGUCUUUCUGUCGUUCUUCGGCCAUGGAGCUCUCUCUGUCUUCCGCAACCUCGAAGGCUCACACGUAUAAUUCCUCACCAGAGCUGUUUCUGCUUGGAAAAGCAAAAUUUCCGACAUGGGAUUGUUAUUUUCCCUCUCCUUCGCGAGCUAGGAGAAUAGCGAAGCCUUUAUUUGCUCAACCUGGAGCCCUCUCUGCCAAGCAUAACCCUGUCAAGGUUGUAUGUUGUCUAAAGAGAGAAGCUACUGUAGUAGAGGGAAGGUCUAUGCAUGAAGUAUAUGAUGCUUUGGCCGCACGUCUUGUUCCUACAGCCGCAGCAAUAGGGAAUCCAAACUUGAAGUAUAUUGUGGGUUUGGCUGGUUCUCCUGGAUCUGGGAAAAGCACUACUGCGUCUGAAGUUGUGCGACGUGUAAACAAGUUAUGGCCCCAGAAAGCUUCUGCAUUGGAUUCUCAAGUUACUCCUCCAGAAGUGGCUGCAGUUCUCCCCAUGGAUGGUUUCCAUCUUUAUUGUUCUCAGCUGGAUGCAAUGGAGAAUCCCGAGGAAGCUCAUGCAAGAAGGGGAGCUCCAUGGACCUUUAACCCUGAGCUACUACUCGAGUCUCUCAAGACUCUGAGAAGUGAGGGAUCAGUUUAUGCACCGUCAUUUGACCAUGGUGUUGGAGAUCCAGUAGAAGAUGAUAUUUUUGUGACCCUUCAGCAUAAAGUGGUCAUAGUAGAAGGAAAUUAUUUAUUGUUGGAUGAUGGGAUUUGGAAAGAAGUAUCAUCUAUGUUUGACGAGAAGUGGUUUCUUGAAGUUGAUAUUGACAAAGCUAUGGAACGAGUUCGAAACAGACAUAUCUUAACGGCAGGGAAGCCUCCAGAUGUUGCCAAAUGGCGGGUUGAGUACAAUGACCGGCCUAAUGCAGUGACAGUAAACAAAUCAAAGAAGAAUGCUGAUUUGAUAAUCAAGUCAAUCGACUACUGAAGCGUGAAGGUGAUCCCGUCCCGCUGGUUGCAUUCCAACCCCAUUUAUGCAUCCCAUUUAUGCAAAUUGAAGGCCUAUCUUCAUUUUCCUUGGAAGAUAUGAACUGGGAAGUAAUUUAUGCACUCCAAAAUGCUUUCACUUAUGAGGGUAAGAAGUUACUUUUGGAACGCAAAUAACACAUCCCAUGAGUAAAAGUAACUGUGUAUUUGAUGAAUACAAGAUUUAUGAAAAUUUUGCACAAAUGGCGCCUAAAACUUUCCCAUUUUGUGCAAUCGCUACCUGAAUUUAAAAAAAAUUUACAAUUAACCAUUCAAACUUUCAUAUUGUGUUACCAUUUGGCACAUAAGUCCGUUUUUAUUUA